This is a messenger RNA of Morchella sextelata, 3744 nucleotides long. RefSeq lists its product as uncharacterized. Gene Ontology annotation, molecular function: protein binding. Gene Ontology annotation, cellular component: ESCRT-0 complex. The record is from RefSeq and is a predicted model, not a curated record. NCBI's taxonomy places the organism in Eukaryota, Fungi, Ascomycota, Pezizomycetes, Pezizales, Morchellaceae. Gene Ontology annotation, biological process: protein transport to vacuole involved in ubiquitin-dependent protein catabolic process via the multivesicular body sorting pathway. The coding region runs from base 1 to 3744 and encodes 1247 amino acids. The transcript is spliced from 4 exons.
AUGGCCAACACUUCUCCUGCCCCGCCUUUCAAAGUCAAGGCACUCUUCGACUACUCCUCGCCACACGACGACGACCUCAAUUUUCCCGCCGACGAAGUCAUCACCGUGACCGAGGAGGAGGAUGACGACUGGUACUAUGGCGAAUAUACCGACAAGGCUACCGGCGCUCUCAAGCAGGGUAUCUUCCCCAAGAACUUCGUCGAACGGAUCGUGGUCGAGCUACCCCCGAGACCAACGAGGCCCGGCGGCGGUGCAAGAGGUCCAAAGAAACCUGCGGAUGAAAACACCCAGCAGCAGCAGGAGGAGUAUGGGGGCAAGUCCCCCCCGUACCAAGCACCGCCCCCUCAGGACUCGUCCCCGCCCGCCCCUACGGUUAAUACGGCUGCGGCAGUGAGUAGGCCGAGUACUAGUUCAACGAUAGCUUCCCCGGUUGCAAGGGAGGCGCCGAAGCAGAUGGAGGUUAGGUCGCCGCCGCGUGUUGUGGAGGAGCCAAGACCUGUACAAGUGCAGCAACAGGAACGCCCUACGCCGGCUUCCCCGCCGUCAGCUCCAAGGCAGGCAUUCAACCCCAGGCCGCAGGUACCAACGAGCACCGAAGAGAAGAAAACUGGUGGGAACAAACCGCCGCCGCCAGAGAAGCCGAGCUCGUUUAAAGAUCGGUUGGCGCUGUUUAAUAAGGUUUCGACGACCCCGAUUGCUCCGUACAAUCCGCAUAGGCCCCCAGUCAAUUUUAUCAAAAAGCCGUUUGUGGCUCCCCCGCCGAGCAAAAAUUCCUAUGUGCCUCCACCAACACAGCAUACCCAGAGGCCAAAGCGUGAUGAGGAUUCGAACUACAUUCGUGCAGAAGCAACAGAGGAUACAUCUAGGAUGUCCCUAGAUCAGGAAAGAGAUAAAGAGGAGGAGAGGCCAAAAUUGGCGCUCAAAGACAGGAUUGCAUUGCUUCAGACUCAGCAGUUGGAUCCAUCCGGUGUUCCUGGUGGAAAGCAGAAACGACCCCCAAAGCCGAAAAGAACGGAGAGCGAUCAGACUGCUGGAGAGGGAAAUACUGAAGGGACUGGUCACAGUUUGGCGGUCCAGGAGGAAUCUGUUCAAGAAAGGUCUUUCGAUUCGGGCCGGGAUCAUGACAUGGAGGAACAUGAACCGGCUCAAAGACAAAAGAAGAGUCUGGAUAUCGGGCGUGAUGACAAUACCAGAGCAGAGUCCAGCGCAGGUGAUGCAGAUGCAUCAUCCAUUGCCGAGGAUCAGCCUCCCGUUGUCCACAGGCCUCGACCCAAUGUACCUACUAGAGAAGAUAAGUCUGAUGACGGAGAUGAUGAGGGUGCCAAUGACGAUACUCCAGACGUUGCCUCUGACGAUGAAGAGGAAGAGGUGGAUCCAGAGGUUGCGAGGAAGCUUGCAAUUAGAGAGAGAAUAGCUAAAAUGAGUGGUGGUAUGGGUAUGCAUGGCAUGUUUGGACCUCCAAUGGGCAUUCCAAUGGGCGGUCCUCCGCCAGCACCACCAAAGAAGAAGAAGACCUCUCCUAAGCCAUCCAGAGAGGAAGAGGAUCCCAGAGAAACACACGAGGCUGCGGAGUCAACAGAGGAAAGACCAAUGAGCAGCGCUUCCCAAUCUCACCAGCAGCAGCCAGUAGCACUUCCUUUCGCCAUGCCGAGAGUUCAAUCCCCACCGGCUGUCGAAAGGCAACAGUCUGAUAGUGAAGAUGAAGAGCCUGUGAAGGAUACCGUUGGAACUGGAAAGAAAAUAUCCGAAGAGAGAGCUAGUGAUGAAGAGGCUGAUAUUGAAGAUUUGAAACCCCAACCACCACAGUCUCCACCGCAUCAUCCGCUGGGACCAAGGCCAAUGCCAGCUUCGCCAAAGGCCGAAAGGACUUUACCAGAAAGGGUUGUUCCAAUGUCUCCGCCCAUGUUACCACAAGAACGGCCGGUUCCCCCUCCCCCUCCACCAAUUCCAAGUGAGAGGCCUGCCCCACCAUUGCCCCCGACAGGACAGUUGCUUCCCCCAGCCGCUAUUGGUGAAUCGCCGACGGAAGGAUCUGCGUCUGAUGACGAGUUGUCUGCUCCUCCAAGUAAACUAUCAUUGGCAACUUCAGAUGUAGACGUUCAGCCACGUGGGGCACCGCCACCGCCUCCCCCGGGCCCUCCUUCUGUCCCAUCUGGUCGUCCUCAGUCAGGAUAUGGAGAUGCCAAGUCCCCAACUUCCCCUGCUUCUAAACGUGCCUCCCAGGGAUACUUUUCCCCUAUCCAGACCGCUUCGCCUACUCUCGCCCCUGGAAGUCCUCCUUCGGCAUUUAAUAAGAGAGCUAGUUAUCAGAGGGGCGCAGGUGGAAUGCCACCAGUUCCUGGCGGUUUUCCUGUGACUCCUGGUUCUGGCACUCCUCACCAAUCUCCUCAAGGUGUUUCUAGGGCUCCACCCCCACCACCACCGCCGAGUGGCCCCCCACCAAGACAAAGCAUUGAUGAUACUCGUCCUGGGAUGAGUGAAACUAGCGACUACGAUACGGACAUCGGAAACAAAGUGGCCCACCGGGAUGCACUUAAAAAGGAUCACGUCAAAGAGGAAGAUGAAGAGACGCCACUGCCAUCACCGGUAAUCACUCCUCAGGCACCACCUAGAAGCGUUCCCCCACCUCCCCUACCUGCAAAUCCCCCGCCGUCAAGAAAGGGAAGGCCAUCAGUGGACAUGCCCCGUGGCGCGCCGCCCCCACCGCCACCAGUGCAGACACAUGAGCAGGAGCAGUAUGAAGAUGAUGAUUAUGAUCCAUAUAAAUACGACUCCUCACGCUACGAGUCACCACCACCAGCACCUCCUAUUGCGCAGCCCUCAAUGCCCCCUCCACUUCCCCACCAAGCGUCGCCUCCACAGGAACGCUUGCCAUCUCGCGGGGGUAGCGGCCGUCAAUCAAUGGAUCAAUCGCGCCCCUCCCAAGGAAGCGGUAGGCGCUCAAUGGAUCAAUCGCGUCCUUCAGCUGAAUACGUAGCCCGCGACAUUGAGCUAGGUGAAUCAACCAAAUGGUGGACUUCCCCCAACACCCCUCCACCAAUCUUCCAAAACCGCCCUCGUGAGCUUUACUUUGAAGUCGAGGAGGUACCAUCUACCCGUCGUGGCGGCCGUACAACAAUAACCAAAGAUGUGUAUGUCCUCUUUCAUGACUAUUCUCAAACUGUCGUCACCGCCCGCUACGACCGCGAUGAACCACAAACUGCAAGUCUUGAGCAACGUCAUGAAGCACCCCCCCCUCAGCCACGCCAGGACCAGCUCGAAGAUUUCCAGGCCAAGUUCGGAGCCAAGAUCGCUGCUGGUGCAAAGGCCCGCGAGAAUACUGUUGUUGCCGGUGGCGACCCAGAAGCACUUAUCCGAGAGCUUCUUGAGCUUGCACCGGGUUAUCUCCCACCUGCUGGGGCAAGGUCAUAUGGAGCAUUGGUGUACGCUAAUCUUGCCAACGCCUCUGUACAGCAAUUCGAUGAGAUCAGAGCUGGUGAUAUUGUGACGUUCAGGAAUGCGAAGUUCCAGGGCCACAAAGGGGGCUUACAUCAGAAGUAUAACAUGGAGGCUGGGAAACCGGAUCAUGUUGCGAUCGUAGUGGACUGGGAUGGCACGAAGAAGAAGCUACGCGCAUGGGAGCAGGGUAGGGAGAGUAGGAAAGUUAAGAUGGAGAGCUUCAAGGUCUCCGACCUCAGAAGUGGUGAGGUCAAGGUGUGGAGGGUUGUGGGUAGAGAAUGGGUCGGAUGGGGUGCACAGCAGUAG